UACACAAUGAAACUUAUGUUUGUUAUUUUUCUUUUCUACAGGAUUAUAUAAGAAGUCUGGAAAAUUAGUUUUCUUGGGUUUGGAUAAUGCAGGGAAAACCACUCUUCUGCAUAUGCUUAAGGAUGACCGACUAGGUCAACAUGUUCCUACGCUGCAUGCCACAUCAGAAGAGUUGAUGAUUGCAGGAAUGACUUCCACCACUUUCGAUCUUGGUGGUCAUGAACAAGCCUCCAUGUAGGAUGCAGAGACGAGGGAAAGGGCUACCUGCCUGGGAGUUGCGCCGAAUUGUUCCGGAUUCUGAAGAGCGUUGGCUCUGUGGCAAGGAGGGAGGGCAUCUGGAAUAGUUCCCAUGAGCUGAGCUGGCGAUUCUGGAACUUUCUUCAUAGACCCCCCCCAAAAAAACCUUUUCUGCAAACCUUUGCUGAUCUCCAGGAGUUCUCUUUCCUGUGUGCAAGAGAGAUUUCCCUCCUCGUGCCACCUAUCCCCGUUUUGCAUGCUGGACAGGAUUCUUUUCCUCCCAGGGUUGCUCAGGCAAAUUGAACCUCAUGGCUGAGACUCUGCCCUUGACUGCCAUGAGAGUUGGCUGUGUGGUGACUGUAUCUCGCUCCCCGUCUAGCAGCCAGACCCCCAGACCUUUGCCCAAAGGACCCUGGAGUGGCAGUGGUGUGCUCUUGACCCUUGACCCAGGCAUCAUCCUCUGCCAUGGGAUCAUCUUCUCCCCUUUCAUUCUGGACUCGGAGUACCCCGAUGGCUCCCAACAGAAAGUGCUGCUGGCUGAGAGCUUCUCCUCAGACAUCCGAAUCCAGGUGCUUGCACCAAGUCAAGGCAAGAAUCAAACUCCUAGUAGGACCUGGCUUAGUGGAGACCAAGGGGACAGCUUUCCAGUUUUAAGGUUCAAUCCACUGUCCAAUCAUCAACAAGAGGUACCUAGCGGCACAAAACAGUGGGAGGCGGAGCUUGUUCUGAUGGCUCCUUGCCUGCCCUUCCAGGAGGCUUUCUCUAAAGUCUUCACUGCUUCUGAUCAAUGGUAUUUUGGGGACAGUGAGGUUGGACAAGAACCCAGCUCUUUUGCAGAGGAUUUGCGUUUCCUUCAUUGGUUUGCUCUGCUGAGACUCGUGGAUUGUGAUUUCCAUGGCGCAGAUAGUUGGGUGAGAUGUGUGCCAGCCAAGUGGCUGAAAAAGGGGGACCCAGUCUUUGCCUGUGGCUCGCCUUUUGGAUCCUUCUGCCCAGACAUUUUCAUGAAUACUCUUAGCAAAGGGAUAGUGAGCAACAUGGCUGGAGAAGGCAAUGCCCUUAUCCUGACAGACGCUCGCUGCUUGCCUGGUACUGAAGGUGGAGGUGUCUUUGCAACCCUGGGAGCUGAUCUCCAUCUGAUUGGCAUCAUAGUUGCUCCGCUUUGCUGGAAAUCCAAUGAGUGGGUUGGUCUGACUCUGGUUUGUGCCAUCAAUCACAUUCUGGCAGGUAUUGGAAGUAUCCUUUCUGAGUCUCCCUGCCUUCUCAAGACUGGGCUGCACUCCAUGGAACUUGUGAUGGAGCCUCGUGGUGCACUGGUGGGCCGAGAUGGGAUGACUCAGCAGAUGCUGGCAGCUGUGGUUCUGGUGGAAUGUGGGCCAACCUGGGGAUCUGGUGUGAUGGUGAACUCGAGACUUGUGUUGACCUGUCGGCAUGUGGUCAAUGGCGCAUCCAGUGUCUGUGUAAGGUUUCAGCCCAGCCCUGAUAAGAUGUCUGUAGCUAAAGGAAAUGUGAUCUUUGCCACUAAAGACUCUUCUCCCUUUGACAUAGCUCUCGUGGAGCUAGAGGAAAGUUUAUCAGCUUUUCAGGAGCCUGUACUUGCAUCACAGUUUAACACAGGAGAAGAUGUGAGUAUCGUUGGCUUCGGGGUCUUUGGCCAGGCCUGUGGUCCAUCAGUAACCUCAGGAAUCUUGUCAGCAGUGAUCACUGUGGAAGACAAGCCUGUGAUGCUUCAGGCCACCUGUGCAGUCCACGGUGGUUCAAGUGGGGGAGCUCUCUUUGCCACCCAGAGUGGGAAACUCCUAGGUAUUGUGGCCAGCAACACCAGGGAUAACAGCCUUGGAGUGACUUACCCCCACCUGAACUUCAGCAUUCCUGUUACAGUCCUGCAACCAGCCAUCUUGGAAUACAUCCAACACAGAAGCCUGUCUGGCUUCCAGGCCCUCAACUGGGUGGGUGACAAGAUCCAGGUGGUCUGGAGACUCCAGAGAGAACCGGAGGAGAUCCCGCGCAGCAAGCUUUGAGGGUCUUCGGAGAGAGAAAAAAAGUCUUGCUUCUAGAGCAGGAGGAACUCUAUGGAUUCUGUAGCCAGUAUGCCUGUGGCCAUGCUGGUUGGGGGAUUCUGGAAGUGGUAGUCCAGAACAAAAUUCCUAGAUUCUGUUCUAGAUUCACAUAAGUUGCAUCAUCGGGGGCAAGAUCAGAAGCUACUGUUGCUGGACAACCCAAUUGUCAAUGAAAUCUUUGAAUUACUUGUUCGGAGCGCCAUGGGACUUUAUUUCAGGGGGAUUUGCCCUAUUUGGACUCUUGACCCUUCCCCCCCCCCCCAUUUUUACUUCUAUCUGGAUCCUUCAUGUCUCCAUUUCCAUGCAGAUAUCAAAGUCUGUUCAUAAAACAGAUACGGGAAAUCUUUGGUGCUCCAGGGAUUUUGAACUAUAAUUCAUGUAACUCAUGAUCCCUUACCAUUGACCUUGUUUGCUAGGAGUUUGGUAAAUUGUAAUCCAAAACCUUUGGCAGGUCCAACAUUCCCCACCAGUGCCUUAAACAACCUCAUCCAUUCCCCAUUCCUUUAGUGUUUACCCCAUUAUAUUUUGCUUCCCCCAGAUGAUUUCUUGAGCCAGUCAAAACCUGUGAAAUGGCAUUUGCUGAUUCCAGGCCUGGGUAGCCUUUCCUCUUCCUUUCCCUCCACUUUUGCUUUCAUGCACAGUGGAAAUAUAGAUGGUUAAUUCUCUUUAUUUUGUUUAUGGUGCUACAUUAAUGAGUAAUAAGGUUGUAGAGAGGGACAUAAUUUUAUUAAAGUUUAAUUUGUGCACAUUCUCUCUUAUAGCCACCAUUUGGGACCACUAUGCCAAACCAAUGCAAUAUUCAAGUCAUGGGAAGAUUUCCUCCUAUUUCAAUUUCUUAUCAUUAACGUUUAAAAAAUCAAAUACAAUUUGUAUGCAGAACUUUUUUCUUUGGCUACCAAAUUGAUCCGUUGUCUGCAAAAUGAAAAUACAGUCAGUUUCAGUCA
Molecule: messenger RNA, 3238 nt
Organism: Pogona vitticeps (central bearded dragon)
Lineage: Eukaryota; Metazoa; Chordata; Lepidosauria; Squamata; Agamidae
Source: RefSeq, a predicted model, not a curated record